GCAUCUAGAAAGUGAGAGUUGACUUGGGUGAAAGAGCACAGAUCUGGGGGAGGCCCCAUCUGUUUCCGUCUCUGCGUGUGAAUGGGACAUCCUUUCCUCUCCUGCCUGUACAGCCCAGCAGGGGGGCAUGGCUCAGCGGAUUCGUAGGCCCCUGGGCUUCUGCAGAGCCUGGGCGUUGUCCUCUUUCAGAACGGAGUCCAGCUGGCGGACCUUCCCAUUGCAGACUAAGACCUGCGGGGGCGCCUCAGACCCCUGGUCUCCUCGAGAAUGAAGGUCAUUGCUGUUCUCAUCGUUGUCAUCUCUUGCUGGAUGGCCCCCACCCGCAGCAGCUUCUGGCAGUUCCAGAGGAUGGUCAAGCACGUCACAGGGCGGAGUGCCUUCUUCUCCUACAACGGAUAUGGCUGCUACUGUGGACUUGGGGGCAAAGGGGUCCCCGUGGAUGACACUGACCGGUGUUGCCUGGCACAUGACUGCUGCUACGAGAAGCUGAAAGAGUCCGGCUGCCAGCCUGUGCUGAACAGUUACCGGUUCCACGUCGCCAACGGCACGGUGGUCUGUGGGUGCACCCUGAGCCCUGGAGUCGGCUGCCUGUGUGGGCUGAAGGCCUGUGAGUGUGACAAGCGAUCUGUGUACUGCUUCAGGGACAGCCUGCCCACCUACGAGAAGAACUUUAAGCAGGUCUUCUCCAACCGGCCCCGGUGCGGCAGGCGUAGACUCCAGUGCUAGGAAGUCGAGCCACAGGGUCAUCAUCUCCAACAGGCUCCGGUUCCUGCCCCAGGAGGGAAAACAAGAUGCCUUCCUUGGGGCAACUCGCCUUCCAGCUCUCUGGCAAGAGUACUCCUGACCCAGCCUCUGAGGACUGAGGAUCCAGAAUGGAAAGACAGAACUUCUGCUCCGCCCAAAGGAGCCUCAUUCUGCAGAGGGAGGGGGACUCAACUAUACAGAGGGGCCUCCCGAAAGGGCAUGGAGAUGCGUGUUAUGAAAAAAGCUUCAUGCAUGGAUUUCAAUACUCUUUGCACCAGAAAAAUGUACACUUUAAUUCCAUUUUUCUCACCAACUCUUUGAAGUCCCCUCUCCUGUAUCUAGCAGAUAAGGGGUCCAUUAGAUAGUGCUGGCAGCGACGCGGCACGGGGGCAGGGUAGAGCUCCAGCCCCACCGAGAGCUCUCCCUUCAUCUCCACCCCCAGUCAGGAUGCAGGACGGGCCCACAGCCCAGACCCCCCUGGGCGCAAGGCAGAGCUGCCGAGAGACCCCAGCGCUGUCCCCAGAGCACACCAGGAUCGGCUCCCACUCGUUCGAGUUCUGAGUUUCCCUCGGGCAGGAGGAACGCGAUGCCGUGCUCAUGUCCCAGGAGACAGCAGCACGAGGGCCCCACCCCUGGCACGCCGACGGCAUGGCUGGAAAGAUCUGGGAGGAACGCCGAGGGAGCCAGAGGUGCCAGCACUCCCACCCCAACUUAGAAGCCUCUGGUUACAUCAGCCUUACAUUCUAGUAAGUAUUAAAGUGAUGCCUGAUUUGGGUGGAUGCUGGUGUUCCUAAGGCCCAGGGGUGUGCACGUCACGAAAACGGCCGCAGUUCUUGCCUCCUGAUCCUCGCCUCUCUCGACAUGCAGGGUUCCCACCACUCGAAGCCCCGCUGCUGUGAUUCCUCAGGGCGAUAGAAUGUGGUGGAAGUGUUGGCCCAGCAGUCGAGGCCUCAGGAGGUCUAGGACACUCCUGCUCCGUCUCAGGACACCUGCCUCCACAGGGUGGGGGGCCACGCUAGCCUGCUGGGUCAGAGUCCAGGCUCAGGUGUCUCCCCGAGAUUUGGGCCUUGGAGAGCAUGUGACAAAAAUCGCCAAAACCUCGCUGAGCCCAGGCUAAUAAGCUGCCACACAGAACUGUUAAAUGGAGUUAAA
Molecule: messenger RNA, 1896 nt
Organism: Tupaia belangeri chinensis (Chinese tree shrew)
Lineage: Eukaryota; Metazoa; Chordata; Mammalia; Scandentia; Tupaiidae
Gene: PLA2G2C
Product: phospholipase A2 group IIC
Exons: 5
Coding region: 268-726 (152 amino acids)
Biological process (GO): phospholipid metabolic process; arachidonate secretion; fatty acid biosynthetic process
Molecular function (GO): calcium ion binding; signaling receptor binding; phospholipid binding
Source: RefSeq, a predicted model, not a curated record